This is a messenger RNA of Nelumbo nucifera (sacred lotus), 2349 nucleotides long. Its product is annotated as O-fucosyltransferase 6. The record is from RefSeq and is a predicted model, not a curated record. NCBI's taxonomy places the organism in Eukaryota, Viridiplantae, Streptophyta, Magnoliopsida, Proteales, Nelumbonaceae.
GCUUUGGAGAAGAAGCUUUUGCCUUUCGCUAUUCUUUGAAGACGAAAAGGCCUUAAAAUCUCAUGUGGAGGGGAGAUAUAUGAUCAUUGAAGUGUGGGUGAUUUGAUGAUUGGUGGAGUAGACGAGCACGUGCGGUACACGUGAAUAGAGUGGGGCUCGAAUCGAAACUCGAAAGAAAAGGAACAAAUAUUUUUUUUCCGAGGGCGCUUAUUGUGGGCUUUCCUGCGCGCAGCCGAUAUGCGAUAUCGAAUCGUUGUUGUCGUCGCAGAAAUAUCGAGGUACAUGUCAGAGCGGUGGACGGUGGGCUCUCUCCUCGUCUCUCUCUAGUAUUUUGUGCUCAGAGAGAGAGAGAGAGACUGAGAGAGGGACGGAGGGAAAUCGUGGUGGCGUUCAGCUUGCCACAGCAUGGCUUCCCAACGGCGUCGCCAGACCCAGCACCAGCAGCCCCGCUUUCUGAUUCCGGUUGUGUCCGUCAUUUUCGCCGCUCUUCUUUUUCUCCUCGCUCUUCUGUCGUUUCUCGCCCCUCCGCCUAUGAGCGACAACCGCCUCCGCCGCCCCGCUUGGUUGAACGACGACAUCGAGGUUAAAAGGAAUGUGAUCACUGACGAAGUUUUCCGUGUUCCAAUCGUUGGAAGGAGUACAGGCCAUGAUCUUUGGGGUUCGAAGCUGUCAAAGUUCUUCUAUGGAUGCAGCAAUGCGAGCAAUAAGUUUGCGCAAGCCGAAGUUAUCACACAACCAAAUCGAUAUUUGAUGAUUGCGACCAGUGGGGGCUUAAAUCAACAAAGAACAGGGAUAACAGAUGCUGUUGUUGCAGCCCGAAUUUUGAAUGCUACUCUUAUUGUUCCAAAGCUGGAUUCAAAUUCCUUCUGGAAGGAUGCUAGCAAUUUCACUGAGAUUUUUGAUGUUGAUUGGUUUAUAUCCUUUCUCUCAAAAGAUAUUAAAAUCAUUAAACAACUCCCAAUAAAGGGAGGGAAAAUUGUUGCGCCCUACACUAUGCGUGUUCCAAGGAAGUGCACAGAAAGAUGCUAUCAAACCCGUGUACUACCUGUUCUUUUGAAAAAGCAUGCUGUUCAGCUCACCAAGUUUGAUUAUAGGUUGGCAAAUAAGUUGCGGACAGAUUUACAAAAACUUCGAUGCAGAGUCAAUUACCAUGCUCUGAAGUUUACUGAUCCUAUUCUUGAAAUGGGCAAGAAGUUGGUCCAAAGGAUGAGGAUGAAAAAUAGGCAUUUCAUUGCUUUGCACCUGAGGUUUGAACCUGAUAUGCUAGCAUUCUCUGGGUGUUAUUAUGGUGGGGGAGAAAAGGAAAAGAAAGAACUGGGUGCAAUCCGUAAGAGGUGGAAAACUUUACAUACAAGUAACCCAGACAAGGAAAGGAGGCAUGGAAAAUGCCCACUCACUCCAGAGGAAGUUGGUCUUAUGCUGAGAGCACUUGGAUUUGGCAGUGAUGUUCACCUCUACGUGGCAUCUGGUGAAGUGUAUGGAGGUGAAGAAACAUUGGCCCCCCUUAAAGCACUCUUCCCAAAUUUCCAUUCAAAGGAGACUAUAGCCAGCAAGGAAGAAUUGGCACCAUUCUCUGCAUUUUCUUCUCGUAUGGCUGCACUUGAUUUCAUUGUCUGUGAUGAGAGUGAUGUAUUUGUAACCAAUAACAAUGGUAACAUGGCUAGAAUGUUAGCUGGUCGAAGGAGAUACUUCGGUCAUAAACGUACCAUUCGUCCAAAUGCCAAGAAACUGUACUCUCUAUUUAUGAACCGAACUGACAUGACAUGGGAAGCAUUUGCAUCUAAGGUUCAUACUUUCCAGCGAGGCUUUAUGGGAGAGCCGAAGGAGAUAAGGCCAGGCAGAGGUGAAUUUCAUGAGAACCCAUCAACCUGCAUAUGUGAAUAUCCAGAAGCUAAGGUCUUAGAUUCAGGAUCCCAAGGAGUAGUUUUCCUCAAGGGGAAGAGGAAUGACACAGGGGAAGAAAUCGGUGAAUCAACUGAUCAUUUUCUUGAUGAGGAACCGGACUGGCCUGAUUUAGAUUACGUGGAAAAUCACAAUGGACUUGGUGAAAAAGGAAUGACCUACAAAAAUGAUACGGAUUAUGAUAUGUUCCUCAAAUUUGAGGAACCUGAGCUGGAGGAGAUGCUUUCAGAUUAAACUAAGCUGCCUGUCCCUCAACAAUUGCUUUUUGUUUUUCGGUUGUAGAUAACCCAUUCUUUCAUCAAAUUCUUUUGGCCCUUGCCCGCCUCUCAUUGGCGAUUUUUGCUUCUUUAGAGCACCUCUUGACUUACGGCACGAGUAUAUGGAUGAAUAGAGAUGUACAGUACUCCAUAGAUGAGGACAAUAGUUGAAAGUUGAUUUUUUUUUUUU